This is a messenger RNA of Drosophila sulfurigaster albostrigata, 1592 nucleotides long. Its product is annotated as putative RNA-binding protein Luc7-like 1. The coding region runs from base 112 to 1383 and encodes 423 amino acids. The record is from RefSeq and is a predicted model, not a curated record. NCBI's taxonomy places the organism in Eukaryota, Metazoa, Arthropoda, Insecta, Diptera, Drosophilidae. Gene Ontology annotation, biological process: mRNA splice site recognition. The transcript has a single exon. Gene Ontology annotation, molecular function: mRNA binding. Gene Ontology annotation, cellular component: U2-type prespliceosome; U1 snRNP.
GCUAGCGGUCACACUUAUUUUGUAUUGAAAUACAGCUCUACAUUUUAUUUUUUCACGGUGAAAAUUGAGUCGAGAAAACUUGUAGAAAAUUAAGAAAAAAAGGCCUGCAAAAUGAGCGCGCCAAGCAAUAAAAUGUCUGCCACGGAUCAGAUGCGUGCAAUGCUGGACCAACUGAUGGGUACCACCCGCAACGGGGACGAUGGUCGCGGUCUCAAAUUCUCUGAUGCACGCGUCUGCAAAUCUUUUUUGCUGGACUGCUGUCCCCACGAUAUACUGGCAUCCACGCGCAUGGAUCUCGGUGAGUGUCCCAAAGUGCAUGAUCUGGCUUUUCGUGCAGAUUACGAGAGUGCGUCCAAGUCCCGCGACUACUACUACGACAUCGAGGCCAUGGAGCAUUUGCAAGCUUUCAUUGCCGACUGCGAUCGACGCACAGACUCCGCCAAGCAACGUUUGAAGGAGACGCAGGAGGAAUUGACAGCCGAAGUAGCGGAGAAAGCAAACGCAGUGCAUUCACUGGCCGAGGAAAUUGGCAAGAAACUAGCAAAGGCCGAGGCACUGGGCGAGGCCGGCGAGGUGGAAGACAGCAUGGAGCUGAUGAAGGAAAUUGACGAGUUGCGUGGAAAAAAGAUCAAAGCCGAACACGAAUACAGAACCUCGAUGCCAGCGUCCACUUAUCAGCAGCAGAAGCUGCGCGUCUGCGAGGUGUGUUCCGCCUAUCUAGGCAUACAUGAUAAUGACAUACGGCUGGCGGACCACUUUGGUGGUAAGUUGCAUCUGGGUUUUCUCACCAUACGAGAGAAAUUGAUCGAGCUGGAGAAGACGGCGGCGCCACGCAAAGCGGAAUUGAAGCGCUCGGGUAAGAUACCAGAUCGCGAAGAGGACGGCAGGGGCAGAAAUCGUUACUUUGUGGGUGGUCGUGAGUUGGACCGACGUUCGCGUGUCCAUCGCUCUCGUUCCAGAGAGCGUCAACGUCAACGGGAUGCGGAAAAACAAUCAAAUGACAGAUCCAACGAGCGGGGAAACGAUCGGGGCAGUGCCCGUGAGAGUGACGGCGAACGUGCGCCAUCACAACGUAGCCGGGAUGCCGAUGGACGCAACAUGGGACGUGGAGGAGGUACUGAUAGUAGCAGUGGUCGGGAUCAUCGUGACAGAGAGCGCGAUGUGCGUAGAGAUCGUGAUCGCAACAAUCGCAAUGAUAGAGGUCGUUUCGGAGGAGGAGGCGGCGGCGGCGGAAGAGAUGGAGGUGACCGCCGCAAUGAUAGACGUCGAUCUCGGUCCAGAGAGCGUUCGCCACGCGAUCGACGCAACUACAACAAUAGCAACAGCGGUAACUUUGGUGGCAGCCGGAGACGAUCGUUCUCCCGCGAGCGGUAUCGUCGCUAGAUGAUUAUCUAAUGAUGAGGAAGUCGGAUUGAGUUCCACACAACAGUGUCCAGCGCACGUACGUAGCAUUAAUUACAACCACAGUAGACAACAAAAUUCACAAACAAAUCAAAAAACAGCAAAAAAAAAAAAUAAUAAUAGCCACAGAUAGCAGCAAAAACCAACAACUAAUUGCAUUAUUAUUCAAUUAAUAAAUCGACUUAAAUACA